Molecule: messenger RNA, 975 nt
Organism: Cladophialophora immunda
Lineage: Eukaryota; Fungi; Ascomycota; Eurotiomycetes; Chaetothyriales; Herpotrichiellaceae
Exons: 2
Coding region: 1-975 (324 amino acids)
Biological process (GO): DNA damage tolerance; double-strand break repair via homologous recombination
Cellular component (GO): Smc5-Smc6 complex; nucleus
Molecular function (GO): ubiquitin-protein transferase activity
Source: RefSeq, a predicted model, not a curated record
AUGGAGAGCUCUGGAGCCAGCGCUGGCUACAACGAUGCCAACAAAGCAUUCAUACAGGCAUUUCUCGCGCGCAGCGUCCUCACUCUCGAAACGGCCAAACCCAUCAUCGCGGCAUGUUCAACAUUUAAAGAGCACCGCGAAGUUCUGCCUCAAGAUGUCACUGUCGAAGAUCUGAAUGACUACGUCGCCGACGCAAACCGUAGGCUAUCUCCUCUCGACCUCGAGAUCAGAAGUACCUUCCACCAGCAAACCCGGGAGAGGGUGUAUGCCCUGGUGAACACCACGAGUGACUCUCUUACGCAACUCGCCACAACAUACACAGCCGACGAAAUUGUCUAUGUCAAGAAGCUUCUCGACGCAAUUUUUGAUGGACAGAACAAUAAGGGCAAGAGAGAGGCUAUGUGUAUAAGCGGUAUCGAUGCUAUUCAGGUUGGGAGAGCGCCUCUGCGACGGCAGAUACCCGACGGCAAUGAGAACGGAACACAGGCUUCUGCUGGCAUGCUCGGUGCUAAGGACGCUGAGAAUAUGCUGCAUAGAUUGCUGGAUGAAGGGUGGCUAGAAAAGAGUCGGGCUGGGUUUUACAGCUUGAGUCCUCGUGCAUUGAUGGAACUCAAGGGCUGGUUGGUCGACACCUACAAUGACGAAGACGAAGACGGCAACAAGAAAGAGAAGAUCAAGUUUUGUCAUGCUUGCAAGGAGAUUAUCACAGUGCUGACGGACUGCUCAAUUGCCAGGGCCAACGGUGUCCUCGACGUGAAUGCCCUUGCCGAUUACACGAUAUCUGUACCCAAAAUUUCUUCCGGAUACACCGAUCCUCAAGGUGUCCCUUGUGCAGAACUGAGUGGGAUGGCGAGCAUUUUGUGGGAGAAAAAUCCAUUACAACCUCGGAAAGCUAUCAGACUGGAAAGAGAAGGAGCGGUGCAAACAACAGGCCACGACAGAGCACCAACACCAAUAACGAGGCUGAGGAAGUAG